CUGGGUUACUGGGUCGGAAACAUGUGACUCGGUCAUCAACUCGGUCUUCCUCCUCUAGAUCCAACGCUACUGGGACUGGUGCUGCUUAUAAUACUACGUCCGCCUCCUCCUCCUCCAGAGGAAUGCAAUUCAGGAAGCUCUCUGGCUGUUAUGAGUGCCACAUGAUCGUUGACCCUAGCAGGUACCCAAUUCCGAGGUCUAGUGUUUGUGUUUGCUCUCAGUGCGGAGAGAUCUUCCCCAAGAUGGAUAGUUUGGAACAUCACCAAGCAAUUCGCCAUGCUGUAUCGGAGCUGGGAGUUGAAGAUUCCGGCCGAAACAUUGUGGAGAUAAUAUUCAAAUCAAGCUGGCAGAAGAAAGACAUUCCCAUCUGCAAGAUCGAACGGAUACUAAAGGUUCACAACACUCAGCGCACCAUCCAACGGUUCGAGGACUGCCGGGAUGCCGUGAAGAACCGUGCGCUGGGCACCACACGAAAGAACCCCAGGUGCGCAGCGGACGGGAACGAGCUGUUGCGGUUCCACUGCGCCAGCAUCUCGUGCACGCUCGGCGCACGUGGCUCAUCCAGCUUGUGCGGCUCCGUACCUGGCUGCGGAGUGUGCACGAUCAUCAGGCAUGGCUUCCAAGGCAAAGCAGGAGGGGAAGGGGGCAAGGGAGUGCGGACCACUGCCAGCAGCGGUAGGGCCCACGACUCCUUGAGCUGUAUGGACGGGCGUAGGGCCAUGUUGGUGUGCCGUGUCAUUGCUGGCAGGGUUAGGCGCAUUGCGGACGAUGCGCCGACGGAGGAGGAUGCGUUGUCGUCCUUGUCGGCUCCUGGCUCCUACGAUUCUGUAGCCGGAUUCGUCGGAAUAUAUUCAAAUCUCGAGGAGCUGGUGGUUUAUAAUCCGAGGGCCAUCCUCCCAUGCUUCGUAGUCAUUUACAAGGCUCUAGAGUCGUGAUUAACGUCGUCGUUUUUAAACCCUAUUUGGCGUUCCUCUUCAUUAUGUUAACUGACUUGUCUAAUUUUCGGGUUGAUUUAUGUGUUGGUGUAUAUAGAUGAUAUUCUCUAUCAUUUUCACAUGGUAAUGCUAGUGAGGCCUACUUUUUUUUUUUUUUUUGUUGUGUUUCUUCUAUGUUUGUUUAAUGGGUUUAGUUCAACUACUCGACUGCAAGUGUUUUUGUUAAAUUAAUAUUAAACUGUUUUAUCAUUUGGGCAAGCUAUAAUUUAAUUAAAAA
Prunus persica (peach) is the source of this 1212-nucleotide messenger RNA. RefSeq lists its product as uncharacterized. The record is from RefSeq and is a predicted model, not a curated record. The coding region runs from base 123 to 935 and encodes 270 amino acids. Lineage: Eukaryota; Viridiplantae; Streptophyta; Magnoliopsida; Rosales; Rosaceae. The transcript is spliced from 3 exons.